Messenger RNA from Rhinolophus ferrumequinum (greater horseshoe bat), 825 nucleotides. It is a transcript of the gene OLAH, whose product is annotated as oleoyl-ACP hydrolase. The record is from RefSeq and is a predicted model, not a curated record. The transcript is spliced from 7 exons. Gene Ontology annotation, biological process: lipid biosynthetic process. Bases 55 to 825 code for a protein of 256 amino acids. NCBI's taxonomy places the organism in Eukaryota, Metazoa, Chordata, Mammalia, Chiroptera, Rhinolophidae.
ACCAGCAAUUUUGCACCAUAUUCUCACACCGUGGAGAGACAAAACCAAGCUGGGAUGGCCAGGAAUGAAAAUGUUGUGAACUGCUUAUACCCAAAGCGUGAUGCAAUUUUUAAGCUGAUUUGCUUUCCCUGGGCAGGAGGUAGCUCCAAUUACUUUGCCAAAUGGGGUCAAACUAUUCAUGAUUCAGUGGAAGUGCACUCCAUAAGGCUCGCUGGAAGGGAAAGUCGCUGGAAUGAACCUUUCGCAAGUGACCCGGACCAGCUAAUUGAGGAAAUUGUUUGUGCUCUGCUGCCAGUCCUCCAGGAUAAACCAUUCGCAUUUUUUGGCCACAGUAUGGGAUCCUAUACUGCUUUGCUGACUGCACUACAACUAAAAAACAAACAUAAGCUAGAACCCAUCCAUUUAUUUCUGUCAAGUGCCGUCAUUCCUCGUGAAAAGAACUCUCAAGUUAUCAAAUUAGAACACAUGGCAGAAGAACAAACCAAGUCUUUCCUUGUGACUUUCGGAGGCACUCCCAAGGAUUUAAUUGACAAGGAAUUUAUACAACAAGUUUCUCCCAAAUUAAAAGCAGAUGGACACAUUUUUCAAAAGUACAACUUUGAUUCAUUACCUUUCUUGCCCACUAUAUCUUGUGACUUAUCAUGCUUUUGGGGAUCUGAAGACAUUGUAAAGGAUAUGAAAGGAUGGAAAGAGAUAACCAGUGGAAAUUUGCAUGCUCAUGUUCUUCCAGGAGACCACUUUUAUUUCAUGGAAACUUCCAACGAAAACUUCAUCAAGGACUAUAUAACCAAGUGUCUGGAACUAUCGAUGCUUGUCAGUGUUUAG